Messenger RNA from Misgurnus anguillicaudatus (oriental weatherfish), 3493 nucleotides. The record is from RefSeq and is a predicted model, not a curated record. Lineage: Eukaryota; Metazoa; Chordata; Actinopteri; Cypriniformes; Cobitidae.
CACCUCAAAGCCCUUACCUCUCAGCAUGCGAGUUUUAAAUGAGACACAUGUUGAGUAACAUGAGGAUACACUUCUACUCAAAAUCUUUCUGCCUCACACACCUGCGUUAUUACAUGCUGAGAAACAGUGCACAAAAGGGAAUACUGAGCAACAUCACUUAAACUACUUAUUUUAUAUUUUACAUGUUAAAAAGCAACUGAACUGAGCACAGAAUGAAGGGCAUCGUGGCUAUGUGCUGUAUAAGUUUUAUUCUGUGUCUAGUGGUACUGGUUAAAGGUGAUGAAGACUACACUGAGGAUGAAGAAAUGAUCUUGUCUCUGAUUCGGCAGGAUGACAGCCAGCCUGAGGCAGAGGGACCGUCUGCCCAAUUUUACAGGUGCACUAAGGACGCGUGGCGCAUGCCGGGUCAGUACAUAGUGGUGAUGCGGAAGGGAACGCACGUGAAUCAGGUGGAGCGCACCGCGCGCAGACUCCGCGCCAAAGCAGCCAAACGCGGAUACCUGAUCGAUAUAACGCAGACGUAUUCUGAAGCAUUCAAGGGAUUUCUAGUUAAGAUGAGCAGCGAUGUUCUUCACAUGAAAGUAAUCUCUGGCUUUUCGUUGCUGCCCCAUGUGGAAUACAUUGAAGAGGAUUCCUCUAUUUUUGCUCAGAGUAUCCCUUGGAACCUGGAGCGCAUUCUUCAAAACAAACAUAAGACUGGAAAAUAUUCACCACCCAAUGAUGGUGCACGGGUUGGGGUAUUUCUCAUGGACACAAGUGUUCACGUGAGUCAUCGUGAGAUUGAGGAGAGAGUGAUGGUGACAGACUUCAGCAGUGUGCCAGAGGAGGAUGGGGUCAGAGUUCACAGAGAGGCUAGUCAGUGCGAUAGUCAUGGCACACACAUAGCUGGUGUGGUAAGUGGGCGGGACUCAGGUGUAGCUCGGAGUGCCAGUGUAAACAGUGUUCGAGUGUUGAACUGCCAAGGGAAGGGCACCGUGUCAGGAUCUUUGGCAGGUCUGGAAUAUAUUCAGUCGUCUCUGAUGGCGCAGCCUAUCAGUCCUGUGAUCGUUCUGCUGCCAUUCGCAGGUGGAUUUAGUCGAACCCUCAACACGGCCUGCAGAAAAAUGGUUGAAUCUGGUGCUGUGCUUAUUGCUGCAGCUGGUAACUACAAAGAUGAUGCUUGCCUUUAUUCACCAGCCUCGGAGCCUGAGGUUAUUACAGUUGGGGCUGUUAAUUUUGGUGACCAGCCACUGAGCACAGGGACGACAGGCACCAAUGUGGGCCGCUGCGUGGAUGUGUUUGCACCUGGUGAUGACAUCAUCAGUGCAUCAAGUGAUUGUCCCACCUGUUUCACAACCAAGAGUGGAACGUCACAGGCAGCAGCGCAUGUCGCAGGUAUAGCAGCUGUGCUCCUUAACCUCAGUCCAAACUCCAGCUCUGCUGAGGUUCUGCAACAGCUUCUCUAUCACUCAGUCAAAAAGAUCAUAAGCCCAGAUUCGCUGCCACAGACCCACCGAUUCACUACACCAAACAUGGUGGUCGCCCUGCCAGACCCAACCUUCACACUCACAGGGGAUGAGCUGCUCUGCCGCUCUGUUUGGUCUGAGAUGUCGGGGGUUACAGGUUUUGCAACAGCCAUGGCACGCUGUCGCCAUGGCGAAGAGAUGCUGAGCUGUUCCAGUUACUCGAUUAAGGGAGGACGAGCUGGAGAAAGAGUAGAGGAGAGAGAUGGAAAGAAAGAGUGUGUAGCUAUCAAUGGAAACGGAGGGCAAGGUGUGUAUGCUGUAGCUCGCUGCUGCACCGGACAUAAGGCUCAAUGUCCGAUGAUGGAGAGUCCACAGAAAGGAGCGCAAGCAGAAUGUCUCAGUACAGACCAUCAGCUUACAGGCUGUAGUUUUUUCUCUUCGUCCGGAGACAUACUGAACUUGGAUCGAUCUCUGCACGCCAUCCGCAGGGCGUGUCCAGCUAGAAGGGGUGUGAUUUCGUACGCUUUUUGCUGCUCCUCCCCCUCUCUCGAGUGCCACCUGAAAGAACGCAACUCGAUUGGCUCGAGCGAGCAGGUGGAGGUUUCAUGUGAUGAUUCAUGGACAUUAACGGGCUGUCAGGCUCUGUCACAUGGUUCUGUCAUGUACGGGGCAUAUGCUCUGGGUAACACCUGUGUAGUUACAUAUACAGCUGGAGGGGAUAGAGGUGCAGCUGCCAUCGCCACCUGCUGCAGGCACCGCCCAUUCCAUCAGCCUGAUGACAUCACAACCACUGAAGACCUCCCUGAUGUCUGAGGAGAAACAUAUUCAGCAGCUUUCUUUCUGCAUUUUAGAGAUGCAAGACGUAACCAAAGACUGCAGUGUAACAUGAUGGUUUGAGGACAGUUCAGUUAGGAGGAAUAUCAUUUAAUGAAUUACAGGUUAUAAUAGCUAAAUGGCUUCUAACCGUAUUAACCCUGUAGCAUCAGAAAUUGCUUUAUUGUUCUCUGAUGUGCAGUAAAUCAUUGUAGUGUUGUCUGCACUUGACAAACCAUACAAUUCAACCCUGUUACCAACAUUAUAAUAUAUUUUUACCAACAUGAAAUAUGAAUAGCUCAGUUUGAAUAAUACUGUUUAUUAAGAACUACAAUUAAGGGCGGUUUUGCGGACAGGGCUUAUCCUAGUCGAAGACUAAAAUGCAUAUUUGAGCCUUAAAGGAGACAUAUCAUGAAAAUCUGACUUUUUCCAUGUUUAAGUGCUUUAAUUGGGUCCUCAGUGCUUCUAUCAACCUAGAAAAUGUGAAAAAGAGCAACCCAGCAGCUUAGUUUUAGUAAGCCAUUCUCUGCAAGCAUAUGAAAAAUAGGUCAUUGAAAUUUGGCUCCCCUUGUGAUGUCAGCAGGGGAUCUUAUUAUACUAAUACCACCCCUUAAUCUACAACCCCAAAUCAGAAAAAGUUGGGACACUUUAAAAAUUGUGAGUAAAAAAGUAAUGGAAUAAUUUACUAAUCCCAUAAACUUAUAUUUUAUUCACAGUAGAAUAUAGAUGACAAAUCAAAUGUUGAAAGUGAGAUAUUUUGAAAUGUCAUGCCAAAUAUUGGCUCAUUUUGGAUUUCACGAGAGCUACACAUUCCAAAAAAAGUUGGGACAGGUAGCAAUAAGAAGCCAGAAAAUUUAAAUAUACAUAUAAGGAACAGUUGAAGGACCAAUUUGCAACUUAUUAGGUCAAUUGGCAAACAUGAUUGGGUUUAAAAAGAGCCUCUCAGAGUGGCAGUGUCUCUCAGAGGUCAAGUUGGGCAGAGAAUCACCAAUUCCCCCAAUGCUGCAGAGAAAAAUAGUUUUCUGAGUUUCUCAGAGAAAAAUUGCAAAGAGAUUGAAGUUAUCAUCAUCUACAGUGCAUAAUAUCAUUCAAAGGUUUAGAGAAUCUGGAACAAUCUCUGUGCGUAAGGGUCAAGACCGAAAAACCAUACUGGAUGCCCAACUUAACUUUUCUGGCCUCUUAUUGCUACCUGUCCCAACUUUUUUUGGAAUGUGUAGCUCUCAUGAAAUACAAAA